AUGGCGAGCAGGAUGAUCGAUGGAGCGUCCAACACCAAUGUGGCUCAGCGCUUGAAGCAGAAGUCUCCCGAGUCGAGCCGCGUGCUUCGAAUCGGCGGAGUUCUUGCUGGGAUCGUGACGGUGAUGGUGGCGGGGACGACGGCGGUGGGAGGAACCAUGGUGGCGCUGUUGGUGGCGUCGCCGCUGCUCAUCUUGUUUAGCCCGGUGCUGGUGCCGCUGGCCAUCGCCGCCGCAGUAGUGCUUGGGUGUCUCGUCUCCUUCCUCGCGGUGGUGGCGAUGGUGGCGUGGCUGUACAAGUAUGUCAAGGGACGCCGCCCCGUGGGUGCUAACCAGGUGGACGCUGCCAAGAACCGCAUUGUGGACACGGCGUCGCAAGUCACCGAGAAGGCCCGCGAGGUUGGAUCCAACGUCAGUGGCUACCUCCACAACAAGACCAACGCGUGA
Molecule: messenger RNA, 444 nt
Organism: Selaginella moellendorffii
Lineage: Eukaryota; Viridiplantae; Streptophyta; Lycopodiopsida; Selaginellales; Selaginellaceae
Product: oleosin 1
Exons: 1
Coding region: 1-444 (147 amino acids)
Biological process (GO): lipid storage
Cellular component (GO): monolayer-surrounded lipid storage body; membrane
Source: RefSeq, a predicted model, not a curated record